Molecule: messenger RNA, 372 nt
Organism: Candidozyma haemuli
Lineage: Eukaryota; Fungi; Ascomycota; Pichiomycetes; Serinales; Metschnikowiaceae
Product: 60S ribosomal eL39 domain-containing protein
Exons: 1
Coding region: 1-372 (123 amino acids)
Biological process (GO): translation
Cellular component (GO): cytosolic large ribosomal subunit; ribosome
Molecular function (GO): structural constituent of ribosome
Source: RefSeq, a predicted model, not a curated record
AUGGCUGUCUUGGCGUUCAGGCGACCGCUCCAGGUCGUAACCACCAUUGAUCCAGCAAGUCCAGAAGGAGGAAUAAGGAAUAUGAAAAAUCCACAAAUUGGACCAUCCAGAUUUACCAAAAGAUGUUUAAGACUUUCCAUAAGCUUUCCUGUGCCUUCUGAAAGGCUUAUGAAGCUCCCGCUUCCCUGUUCACUCAAAACCAACCACGUACUAACAACCCAGGCUAACAAGAGCUUCCACAUUAAGCAGAAAUUGGGCAAGGCUUCCAAGCAGAACAGACCUUUGCCACAGUGGCUCAGAUUGAAGACCAACAACACCAUCAGAUACAACGCCAAGAGAAGACACUGGAGAAGAUCUAAGUUGAACUUCUAA